Molecule: messenger RNA, 1995 nt
Organism: Rotaria socialis
Lineage: Eukaryota; Metazoa; Rotifera; Eurotatoria; Philodinida; Philodinidae
Source: the annotation of a GenBank genome assembly
AUGGCAUCAGUUGCUGCUGCUGCUGCUAUCCGUCGUAUUCCACCACCACGUAUUUAUGUGUCUACUAUAGCUGCUUCUAUCAAUCGACGUCGAUCGACAACGGAAACCAAACAACCGACAGUCUAUGAAAAUGAUCAAGAUCAUGAAAAAUGUUUCAUUCAAGAAAAUGAACUACGUGAACUUAAUCGGCGUCACUUAAUACGAAUCGAAUUACUUGAAAAUGAUUAUCGACAAUUAGAUGACGAUAUGGCACAAUUACAACAUGAACAUAAUGCUCUAUUAAAACAAAAACGAAUGCUAGAAGAAGAACUUGAGCGUUCAUCUUAUCAUGCUACUUCCAAUGUUGAUCUCCAUGUUUACACGCAAAGACUUGAAAAUGAAUGUCGCGAUUUACGAAGUCAAAUAACUCUGCGUGAAAAAGAAAAGUUUGAAUUAAAUGAAAUGAUUGCCGACUUAGAAGUUCAAAUGAAACAAGCGCGUGAACGACAAGAAGAAUGGCGAGAUGCAUACAAUGAACUCGAAAAUACAUUAGCAAUAGAAACAGAAACACGUCAAUGUCUGGAAGUGAAAUUAAAAGAAGCUAAUAUUCAUCAAAAAGAGAAUGAAAAUCAAAUUCAUCGUUUAAAAGCGGACUUCGAUGAACUUAUUUUAACAAAACAAGAAGUUCUCAAAGCAAAUUAUAUCUUAGUUCAAAAUGCGGAAUCACUUCGUGAACAACUUCGAACGGUUCGUACUCAGGCAGCGGAGGUUCGAAUUGUUUCUGCUUCAUUAAGCACAUCGUUCGAUAAUCUAGAUGAAUCUCUACCAUGUUUAAUCUACGAUAACGAUAAUGAUGAUACUCCUGAUUGCGAAAAUAUGAAUAAUCAGUCGGGAAAUGGUCAAUCAUCAUUAUUCAGUGAAAUAAAUUCGCUAGAAACAAUGUCGAAUGAAACUAUCACAAAAUGUCUUGAUGGUACGCAACAAGAUAUUGAACUUGAUUUACUCUUAGCUAAAACAACAGCAGUGUCAUCGUCAUUAACUUUAAUUAAUCAAUUGAUCAAUGAAGUAAAAUGUCUUCAUAGAGUUUUGCUCGAGCAAGAAAAUUAUGAUUGCGUUGUUAAUCAAGAACAUGACCGUUUAGAAAACAUGAAAAUAUUACUAAAACGUGUUCUAGAUAAUACUCAAGUUUUUGAUACUCGAUUUCGUAAAUUACAAUUGUUGCUAAUUGCUAGUCGAGAACAACAACAAUGCCACCAAGCUGAACUAGAUGAUUUCUUUCGUCUUGUUGAUAAACGUCUACUAUCUGAAAGUGAAGAAUCAUCAAAUCAACAACAUCGUCUCGUAUCUAUUCUCGAAGCAUAUGAACAUGAACUUAAUCGUUUACGUCAAACUACUCGUACUAAUGAUGACACUAUUCGCUCAUAUGAGAGACGACUUGCCGAACAACAAAGUAUGGCAAGUAACUGGCGAAUGAAAAAUACAUUUUUAGAAAAAAAUCAGCGAAAACUAAUUGAUAAAAUCAAAGAACUAAACAGUGAACGUCGGCAACUAAUAGAAUCAUCAGCACAAAAACGAACUCGUCGACGAGCACAACCGACAAAUCAAAUAGAACAAAAGCAAGAAAAGCCGCCAGUAAUUUUGCCACCACCAUCAAAACCUGAAAUUCGUACUUAUCAUCUAACACGUUCUCGUUCACUUCCAUCGUUAAAAUCUUCUAAUAAUGGUCGUCAAUCACGCAAUGAUUCCGGUGUUGUAUUGAAUGAUGAAAUAUUCAAUCAUCAAUCUCAAUCAAUAAUUCAUAAUCGUCGUCGUAUAAAAACAAACACAAUAAAUCAACUUGUUAUGCAUACAUCAAAUCAUGUAUGUAUCCAGAAAAAUAUCAAUAGUAGUACUAUUUCAAAUAGUAAAUAUUUAACUCAUACUUCAUGUCGAUUCCAUUGGCUGUUUCAUAUAUUUUUUCUAUUUAUCAUUUCUCUUCUAUUUUCAUUUAUAAAACUUUUUCCUCUUGAUAAAUAA